This is a messenger RNA of Bufo bufo (common toad), 1527 nucleotides long. Its product is annotated as zinc finger protein OZF-like. NCBI's taxonomy places the organism in Eukaryota, Metazoa, Chordata, Amphibia, Anura, Bufonidae. The transcript has 4 exons. Gene Ontology annotation, cellular component: nucleus. The coding region runs from base 17 to 1501 and encodes 494 amino acids. The record is from RefSeq and is a predicted model, not a curated record.
UCUGUACAAGGACGUCAUGAUGGAAGACCACCAGCCCCUCACAUCACCAGGUAGACCCAGUAAAAGAAGAACACCAGAGAGAUGUCCCAGUCCUCUUCAUCCACAGGAUCAUCAGCUUUUGAAUCUGGAUAAAGAUCUGAGCAAUAAUAAUUCUACAGAGACAUAUGUGAGAUGUGAUAACCAAUGUAAGAAGGAAAUUCCUACAGAUAACCACCCAGGUGACUGUACCUUAAGCUCAGAGGGACAUCUGAUCUCUUCAGCUUUUAAAACAAAUGGUCAUGGUCUCACGCAAGACACAUAUGAAGAGCAUGCCACUAUCUCGGAUAUACCCUCAGCUCUUCACAGCCAAGGUUGCUCAUCUGAUCCAUUUAAACAUCUUCUAUCUUCUGAUUCAUCACAGACUGUAAAGCAGAAUAAAAGUCACAGAAGGGAUGUUAAACAUCAAAGAACAUACACAGGGAAGAAGACCAUUUCAUGUUUAGAAUGUGGGAAAUGUUUUACUUGGAAAUCACAACUUGUUGAACAUCAACGAACUCACACAGGGGAGACACCAUUUUCAUGCCAAGAAUGUGGGAAAUGCUUCAUGAGAAAAUCACAUCUUGCUGAACAUCAGACAAUACACAAGGGGCAGAGGCCAUUUUCAUGCCAAGAAUGUGGGAAAUGCUUCAUAAGAAAAGCACAUCUUGAUAAACAUCAGAGAAUUCACACAGGGGUGAAGCCAUUUUCAUGUUCAGAAUGUGGAAAAUGUUUUACUUGGAGAUCAAAACUUGUUGACCAUCAACGAACUCACACAGGAGAUACACCAUUCUCCUGUCCUGAAUGUGGGAAAUGUUUUACUUGGAAAUCACAACUUAUUGCACAUCAACGAACUCACACAGGGGAGACACCAUUUUCAUGCCAAGAAUGUGGGAAAAGCUUCAUGAGGAAAUCGCAUCUUGUCGAGCAUCAGACAAUACACACAGGGCAGAGGCCAUUUUCAUGCCAAGAAUGUGGGAAAACCUUCAUAAGAAAAGCACAUCUUGCUAAACAUCAGAGAAUUCACACAGGAGUGAAGCCAUUUUCAUGUUCCGAAUGUGGGAAAUGUUUUACUUGGAAGUCACAUUGUGUUGAACAUCAACGAACUCACACAGGAGAGACACCAUUUUCAUGUUCAGAAUGUGGGAAAUGUUUUACUUGGAAAUCACAACUUAUUAAACAUCAACGAAUUCACACAGGGGAGACGCCAUUUUCAUGUCCAGAAUGUGGAAAAUGUUUUUCACACAAAACAACACUUGUUGUACAUCGAAAAAGUCACACAGAAGAAAAGCAAUUUUCAUGUUCAGAAUGUGGGAAAUGUUUUGUACAGAAGAAAACCCUUGUUGCACAUCGACGAAUUCACACAGGAGAUAAGCCAUUUUCAUGUUCAGAAUGUGGGAAAUGUUUUACUUGGAAACCACAACUUGUUAAACAUCAACAAACUCACACAGGGGAAAAUGUUAAGAAUGUGGGAAAUGUUGAUUAAGAAAAGCAAAUCUUGUUGAACAUCUG